Molecule: messenger RNA, 1385 nt
Organism: Cannabis sativa
Lineage: Eukaryota; Viridiplantae; Streptophyta; Magnoliopsida; Rosales; Cannabaceae
Exons: 8
Coding region: 438-1169 (243 amino acids)
Source: RefSeq, a predicted model, not a curated record
AUGAAGCGUCAAGCAAAAUUAAGUGUGUCAUCGAAACCAGCUGACAGACAGAGACAGAGGCCCCAUAAAGCUGCCUCGCCCGUCGCCACUAUCUAAACUAAAAAAAACAGUACCACACCACACCAUUUCUGGUUCAAGUUCUUGCUUUGGUUCCCGACUCUAGAUCAUCAAGAAAAAAAUAAAUUGUGAAGUCUCAACGCAGAUCCCAUUAUUUUUGCCUCUGCUUUCCAGAUUUGUGAGGCCAGGGCAGUAGAGUUUUUGGGCAAAAAAUUGGAAGGAAAAUUCGAGGGGAGGCUCUUGAAUCAACUACUACCCCUUAAACUGUGUCGUUCUCAAGAUUAACAUUUCUUUCUACUUUAUAGUGGAAUUUCAGAUCUAUUUGUGGUUUUCUUGCUGGGUUCUUAUUGGAAUAUAUUCUCAUUAAACAAAGGCGAACAAUGAAGAGUAAAGAUCUUGCAAAUGGGAAAGAUCAUGUUAGCAAGGAAAGUACGAAGGGCGUAGCAGUUAAUCAAUGUGGGAUAAUGGUUAGAAUUAAUCCUUUAGAUAUAAUUUGGGUCAAGAAUCGUAGAGGCUCGUGGUGGCCUGGACAGGUUGUUGAUGAAAAUCUCAUAAGUGAAACUAGUAAACCAGGCAGCAGAUCAGCAGGGGAAGUUCUUGUUAGGCUUUAUGGAACUUAUACUUAUUUGUAUGUUGAUCCAACCAAAUAUUUUUCUGAGUUCGACGCAGUACUUAAGCAGAACAACAAUUCUCAUGGAAAAAUAUUUUUGAAAGCUUUGGAACUGGAGGUUGCUGGCUUAAAAGCUGGUGAAUCAAAGAAGCGCAAAGCCAAAUCCGAAGAUAAAUCAAGAACCAAACACUGUGAUGGAGAUAAUUCAAGGAAAAACCUCACGCGAAAUUCCAAAAGCUCUACAGAAUCUAAAAAGAGGAACCGUGAAAAGCAAAACAGUACAAGGAAAAAUUCUGAGAAAAGCCUAGAGAAAACAAGUAAGAGUAUACCUAAGCCCGAUGAGACGCUUAGCAAGAAAAGGAAGCUAGCUAGAUCAAGCCCUGAUACACCACCUGCCAAGUCUCAAGAAUUGAGUGCCCGAAGAAUUAAAGUGAUGCAAAGUCUUGGUCUGGCUGCACCUCCUGGCUCUCCAUUUUGCAGACAUGGACAACUUUUUACAUGAUGCUUCUGCUUGGUCUGGUGGAUUUAAAUUUGAGCUAUUAUUUUUAAUGCAUCUACCAAAAACGAUGUCUAUUGAGUAAGACAGCAGAGUUGAUAUUGGAAGGGUCUUCACAUUGUAAGGCCAUCAAAUAUUUGAUUCUUAGAAAUAAUGGAUUUGUGUUUUAAUUUUUUUAUCUUAACCUUCUUUAAUCCCUAAUUAGUAUAUGUAUUUUUUUCA